GUGCAGCCCCUGGAUUGUCAGCUGUCUAAAGCUCUAUAUUUAUUUCUACUUCAUUGCUUCAGCUUGUUUUUGUGUCCUCUCUUUAUUUUGAAGGACCUUCUGUUUGGAGAAGAGGUGAAAAGCAACUCAAAUAAGGUAAAAAGUGAUUCAAGAUGCUCACAAAUAUUGGUGAUAUGGCUGAAGAAAUUAAACUCUCCAAGACAGAUGACCAGCCUUGGGGAUUUCGUGUUACCGGAGGACUGGACUUUGGGACACCUGUAACAGUGAUAAAGGUAACAGCAAGCAGUCUGGCAGAGCUAGCAGGUUUGAAAGUGGGGGACAUGUUACUACAGGCCAAUGGACAACCGCUUUCAUUCAUGACACACCACGAGUAUUCAAAAUUUCUUGCGGAAGCGGGUAAUUUUAUCGAACUUGUCAUUGUAAGAGGUAGUCUGGUUUUGCCACCAACUUUAGCUGCUCUUGAACCUACAGCAACAGAGGGAAGUGAAAUUAACAAAGAAGAAUCACAAGGCACCUCUAACACCAAACCACUUCCAUCUUCAGAACCUAGUCUAUUUGAAAGCAUUUUUGGUCCACUAGAUGAACAUGAAGAUGUGACGUGUUCUGAAGAUGUAAUUCAUGAAUUGAAUGAUCAGCCAAGCCAACAACUUGAAUUAACUAUAGAUGCCCAAACUCAAAAUGAAGAAGCUGCAACACCAGUAUUAUCUAAGUCAGCUGCUGAAGAAAAUGAUACAGUCGUCAUGCCAGAACAAGCAGGAAAUGAAUCACAGUCACAAUCCCUAGAACACGAAGUAAAAGUGCAGACAGAAGAAACAAUAUCUGAGAAAGUGAAAAAAGAACUAACAGAAGAGGAAAUUGUUGACAUAAUGGUGGGUCCCGCUGAGGUUUUGACAGGAACAACUAUUGGAGUGGAUUUUGACAAACUGGAACCAAGGAAUGAUGUUAUUGAAAAGUCACAAGUUUUACAAGUGUUGAAAGAAGAGGAAAGUGAGCUUGAAAAGAAGAAGCUAACUACUUUUUUACAGGUGCCAAACCGGCCAAAGGUAAAACCAAAAGAAAGGCCCAAACAAUCCCAAGCACUACCUAAACAGCCAGAGGCACAAACAGAGGAAACACCAAAUCAAGAAAUAAGUCAAAAUGAAGAACAAACAACAGAAAGUGAUCAACCAAAAACAGAACAGGAAGUAGAAGACACUCAGUUAACUGAGAAGGAACAACUAGAAGGAACUGAGCUACCAAAGGAAAAAGAAGAGGAAAACGAAAUUAAUAAUGAUACUGUAGAACAACCGCAAGCCGAAGAACCUGAUGAAAUAAACGACAAUAAACUGCUGGAUAUUCAAAGCCAAUUGACUGCAUUACUGCAGUUGCCAGCAGUAAUGCAGCAACAGCUUUCAAUCAUUCAGCAGCAGAUAACAAACAUUAUGCAACAGAAACUGGCUGAAGUAAACCCUGAACCAGCAGAGGAAGAAACAGAAGCUGGGAAAGAAGAAGGUGCUGCAGAAACGGAUAAAAAAUCAGAAAAUAAAGAUGAACAACAAGAAUUACAAGACAGUGGUGAAGAAUUACAAGAUGGUGGUGAAGAAAAAGAAAUUGCCGAAGAAGGACAGAAAGUAGCAGACACAAAUCAGAACGUAGAUGUUGACCAAGACAUUGAAGGAGAAACUGACAAGUUAGCUAGCAUGACAGAAAACCCAGACACACAGCCACAAAAUGAAACUAAUGAAGAAACUUCAAAAGAGGAACAUAAACGUGAUAUUAAGUGGCAGAGGGAGAGGCCUAAGAAGAAUAAGCCCUUAUUCCCACUUACGCCACAUCCUAGGCCAAUUGUGCUACCAGGGAGAAUAAAAUUUCAGAUGAAUCCCGAAGAGGCUUAUGACGACGAUUUCAUUGCAGAAACACUGAGUGGAAAUGCUGAAGUAAUUAAAGGUACAGCAUUAGGGGUAAAUUUCCAAAAAUAUCACCGGAGCUAUGACCACUUGAAAUCAUCAAGUGUGUAUCGUAUGAUUCAUGAAACAGAUAAGAGACAUCCUGGUGCUUUUGAAGGUCGACCAUACAAGAUACCAGCCUUGGAGGACUAUAAACAACUAUUACAGAAUGGUGAAAACUAAAUGGUGAACAAAAGAAGAAUAUGUAUUAAUAAUAGGUAGGUAUCAAUGGCAGAAUCAUUUUUAAUUUCCUCAUGUACAUGGUAUAGAGAAAGAUCCUUAAAAAUGAAAAAUCAUGGGACUUAAACAAAAAUUUGUGUACCCUCAGGUUAAAAUGGAAAGAGAGUGAAUUUAUGAAUUGUUGGUGUCUUUGAGGGCACAUCUAACACAAAAAUCUUACAAAUAUCAAUCUAACCUUAAAUAUGUGACUAUCCUACAUGAAGAACAAAGCAUAAAACUAAAAUAGCAUCAAAAUUGCUACAAUGAUUAUCAUCAAACUUUAAUCAUUUAUAGACAAAAUGAUCUCAUGCUAUAUCUUACAGAUAAAUAAAUAAAAAAUUACACGGCACUCUUAAAAUGCCUUUACUUGAUAUGCAUGCUGACUCAUGAAAGUCUAAGCACUGUGUUUAUAUUUGAAAUUGCACAUUUUGCUGGCCUUGUCAUUGGAACAUACAUACAAGUUUUUGGGCCACAGCACAUACUUUAUCAGGGUGUAAAGCAUGCAUCUGUGAAUUUAUUCACCACUAUUCAUACACCAUCCUCAACCUCAAGUAGUGGUAAAUUUAAGAAACUUGGUCUUGGGAAGACAAAAUCCUGAUUAUACAAAAAAAAAAAAAAAAAAAAAAAUACAAGGUCAAGUCAGCAAUGUUACACUUAACUGCAUGAUUUAAAUCUUAAGUGACCUCACUAUUGCCAGGAACAACGUAACUGCUAUUAUAAUGUGUGAUAAUUACAAGUAAUAAAGAUAUUUGCCUCUGUACUAGAUUUGUGAGAAAUUGGAUCUGGGGAAAGUAAUUAAUGGCACAAUAAACCAGUUUUCUGGAGUCACAUUAAAUAUUACAGACAUAUCCAGAGGUACAACCGUUUUGGUAGUCCACAAUAAAUGUGACUUUGAAGCUCUAUGAACUUUAAAUUUAUUGCUUAUAUUCAGUCUGUUUUACAGUACUACCCAAUUUAAUAUUUGAUAGUUCUGCAAUACUUUAGACACGUGUAAGAGGUCAUAGAUAAAUUUGACACUGAAGAUGGCUGUCCUCUGGGUUGUUGCAACAUGUAGACUAGUAGAAGUUUACCAACAUUUCAGAGGUCCUUGCCACUUCCAUCAUCAGGGUGAUUCUACCAGACUACAUAGUCCAACAACCCAGAAGACAGCCAUCUCCAGACUCACCACCAUAAAAAACUCAAAUUGUACAAAGUUGGUACUAAUGUUUAACUGAUACAAUUUUGAAAAUGUAUGAUGGCAAGUCUGAGGCAUUCAGUUCCAUUACAUACUGGAUUAAACCAGUUUAGUUUCUGAAUGAUCAGACUAUAAAUUAUAAAUUGUUAAAGAAAAGACAGUUAAGUCACUAAAUAUCACUUUUCAGGAAAGGUCAAAACAAACCUAUGCAGUGAUGUACUAAACUAAGUAUUUCAUUAUGUCACUAAAUGAAAAGUUUUGUGAUCCAGUAAUAUAACUGUCUUUACUUCAUACCUUAAAUAUGGAGAAUUUCAUGAUGUACUUAUCUUAGACUUUAAAAAUAAAGUGUGGCUUACAUGGAGGACAUCCCACUGUGAAGUGGGCAUAUCCUCUGUGUAGAGAUCUCAAUUAAAUAAACAUGAAGGACAAAACAUAAAAUUGUGAUAAACUUGAAUAUUUCUCUGAUGCUUAAAAUGUACCAAAAUUAAUUAUUCUCUCAAGAAUUCCCUUCAUUUAAUACAUACAAUGAAUGUGUACUUCUCAAAUGUAUUUUCUGAUAAUUAUGGAUUGUGCCACUACCUUAUUAAAACUGAAACAAAUUACAACUUUGGUAGAAUGCUAGGAUAGUUCAGAAGGGAAAAGGCAGUGCCAAUGUUGUAGAUGAAAUAUUUUGUAGUAUCUUCUAAUACCAUGUACACUAGACCUUACUUUAGAAAUCUACAUUAAUUUCAAAAAUAAUCCACAUACUGUUACUGGUUAAUUUUAAUGUUACUGGUUUAUAGAAAUGUAAGUCAAAAUACAAAAAGUGUACAAAACCAAA
Molecule: messenger RNA, 4138 nt
Organism: Zootermopsis nevadensis
Lineage: Eukaryota; Metazoa; Arthropoda; Insecta; Blattodea; Termopsidae
Gene: Zasp67
Product: Z band alternatively spliced PDZ-motif protein 67
Biological process (GO): muscle structure development; actin cytoskeleton organization
Cellular component (GO): adherens junction; Z disc; filamentous actin
Molecular function (GO): muscle alpha-actinin binding; actin binding
Source: RefSeq, a predicted model, not a curated record